AUGUCCAAUAUCGAUGCCAUUAUUUCUGAGUUAGAGUCUACUGGAUUUACUUGGACUAGUGACUCGAUUAAAGGUUUAUUGUACCAACUACGUAUGCCUGCUGAAAUGACAAAGGAAAUCAACAAAGAUUUAGAUAACAGAUAUGAUGACAAGAAACCUAAUUUCAAACUUGAUGAUGUAAAAAAUGCAAUUCAAAUUCACUUAGCCAGAGAAAAAACCGCUUCAGAAACUAUAUCGAUCAACAGUUUAUCUUCAUCAAUCGAAGCUUUUUCCUUUAAAACCCCUCAACGUAUGCAAUCUCAAAAUCGGCAAAACACGCCCAAUAGAUUUACAACGCCACUAAACAACAAUCACAGAUCAACUCAAUUCCAAUAUGCUUAUCGAAAUACUCCAAUGAAUGCCGAUCUCAAAGCUCGCUGGAGACGUGGACCUGAAACUAUUACCCAUAAGAACGACGCGAGACUAGCAAGUGAGGACAAACCAUUGUCGAUUCCCUCUUCGGCUCACCCAAACAUCAAAGCAGCAUAG
Molecule: messenger RNA, 528 nt
Organism: Melampsora larici-populina 98AG31
Lineage: Eukaryota; Fungi; Basidiomycota; Pucciniomycetes; Pucciniales; Melampsoraceae
Exons: 2
Coding region: 1-528 (175 amino acids)
Source: RefSeq, a predicted model, not a curated record